GAGAACCCGGCAAGCGGGCGAACCAGUGGGGUAACUGGUGUAAAAUGGCGCUGUCUCAAGGAACAAAGAAAAAAGUUUGCUAUUAUUAUGACGGUGACGUGGGGAACUAUUACUACGGUCAAGGCCAUCCUAUGAAGCCCCACAGGAUCCGCAUGACACACAACCUCCUCCUCAACUAUGGACUCUACAGAAAAAUGGAGAUCUAUAGGCCACACAAAGCCAGCGCUGAAGAGAUGACCAAGUACCACAGCGACGACUACAUCAAGUUCCUGAAGUCCAUCCGUCCAGACAACAUGUCUGAGCACAGCAAACAGAUGCAGAGAUUUAAUGUCGGAGAGGACUGUCCAGUUUUUGACGGUCUGUUUGAGUUUUGCCAGCUCUCGACAGGUGGCUCAGUCGCUGGAGCAGUGAAGCUGAACAAGCAGCAGACGGACAUCGCCAUAAACUGGGCUGGCGGACUCCACCAUGCCAAGAAGUCUGAGGCGUCCGGCUUCUGCUACGUCAACGACAUCGUCCUCGCCAUCCUGGAGCUGCUGAAAUACCACCAGAGGGUGCUCUACAUAGACAUCGACAUCCACCAUGGCGACGGUGUCGAGGAGGCCUUCUACACCACAGACAGGGUCAUGACCGUUUCCUUCCACAAAUACGGGGAAUACUUCCCCGGCACUGGAGAUCUGAGGGACAUCGGAGCAGGAAAAGGCAAGUAUUACGCCGUAAACUACCCUCUAAGAGACGGCAUCGACGAUGAGUCUUACGAAGCCAUCUUCAAACCUAUUAUGGCUAAAGUCAUGGAGAUGUACCAGCCCAGUGCUGUGGUUCUGCAGUGUGGAGCAGAUUCUCUUUCUGGAGACCGACUGGGCUGCUUCAACCUCACCAUCAAAGGCCAUGCCAAGUGCGUGGAGUACAUCAAAAGCUUCAACCUCCCUCUGCUCAUGCUGGGUGGAGGCGGCUACACCAUCCGCAACGUCGCCCGCUGCUGGACCUUCGAGACGGCCGUGGCCCUGGACUCGUCCAUCCCCAACGAGUUGCCCUACAACGAUUACUUUGAAUACUUCGGGCCCGACUUCAAGCUGCACAUCAGCCCCUCCAACAUGACCAACCAGAACACCAACGAGUAUCUGGAGAAGAUCAAGCAGCGGCUCUUCGAGAACCUGCGCAUGCUGCCUCACGCCCCCGGUGUCCAGAUGCAGGCCAUCCCCGAGGACGCCCCGCACGCCGACAGCGGAGACGAGGACGAGGAGGACCCCGACAAACGCGUCUCCAUCCGGGCCCACGACAAGAGGAUAGCCUGUGAGGAAGAGUUCUCAGACUCUGAGGACGAGGCUGAGGGACAAGGUGGCGGCCGCAGGAACGCAGCCAAUCACAAAAAGGCAAAGAGAGUGAAGAAGGAGGAAGAGAAGGAAGGCGAGGAAAAGAAAGAAGUGAAGGAGGAAGAGAAAGAGGAGGAGAAGAUGGACACGUCUGGACCAAAAGAGGAGAUAAAGACAACUUGAAGUGAUCCUGAGGGAGAAGUGUCCGUCCUGUUGUCCUCCGGCAACCAGAGGAUCUUUUUGUAUUCCUGUUUUCCUUCGUUCCUGCAGACAAACCUGCUUUCCAUUGUUUACAUGAGUUGAGCAGCAGGUGGAUGGGAUGGAGGUCAACCCCACCCACCUGCCACCCACCGUAUGAGAUGUAAAAUUCCCUCCGACCCCUGUGAGCUCUUUGUGGACAUCAGGUUUGCUGUGAUAAGAAAACUGUUUCCAUGCUGGGAUUUCUGAUUAAAGCCUGUCUGUGAGGCCUUCCUGUUUGUUUUUUUUUUUUUUUUAUUUCUAAAUAUUUAUGAAGCAUCAAAAGCAGUUCCACCUCACCGUAUACUCAUUAGUGAAUGCAUGCAUCAUCUCACCUUCAGCAUGUACAUAUUUCUUAGUCUCUGCCCCCCCCCCCCCCCCCCCCCCCC
Poeciliopsis prolifica (blackstripe livebearer) is the source of this 1936-nucleotide messenger RNA. RefSeq names its product probable histone deacetylase 1-B. The record is from RefSeq and is a predicted model, not a curated record. The transcript has 12 exons. Gene Ontology annotation, molecular function: histone deacetylase activity. The coding region runs from base 45 to 1493 and encodes 482 amino acids. Lineage: Eukaryota; Metazoa; Chordata; Actinopteri; Cyprinodontiformes; Poeciliidae.